Stegostoma tigrinum is the source of this 5502-nucleotide messenger RNA. RefSeq names its product zinc transporter ZIP9-B-like. NCBI's taxonomy places the organism in Eukaryota, Metazoa, Chordata, Chondrichthyes, Orectolobiformes, Stegostomatidae. The record is from RefSeq and is a predicted model, not a curated record. Gene Ontology annotation, biological process: zinc ion transport; transmembrane transport. Gene Ontology annotation, cellular component: membrane. The transcript is spliced from 7 exons. The coding region runs from base 147 to 1055 and encodes 302 amino acids. Gene Ontology annotation, molecular function: metal ion transmembrane transporter activity.
GACGUGGAUGGGCUGAAAAGUUUGGGAGAAGUUUCAUUGAGAGUUUGGCGGAGCCGGAGGUGGUGGCGAUGGGAUCCGAGGGCGAAGGGGCGGCCGCCUGCUGAGGACCCGGCGCCUGAAGUUGGCUGCAGAGGGAUCGUGGGGCGAUGGAUGGGGCGAUCACUAUCAUCCUGCUGUCUCUGGCGAUGUUCGGGGGCUGCCUGCUCCUGGGAAUGAUCCCUUUGGCCAUCAGACUGCCCCAGGAGAAGCUGAAGUUUGUGACAGUGCUCGGAGCAGGAUUAUUAUGUGGCACAGCUCUAGCCAUCAUUAUUCCCGAGGGAAUCGAGCUGUUGUUGGGAGAUCUCACAGCAGAUCAGCAGAGCAAUAUGUCACAGAGGCAAGUUCUGAAGGAAUAUGAGGCGUUGGACGGAAAGCAGGCAGGCACAAAAGAGUUUGCACCUCCCCAUUUCAUCAUUGGUGUGUCCCUUGUCAUGGGCUUCCUCCUUAUGUUCACCAUUGAUCAGAUCGGCAACUGCAUCGCAAGGCAGGGAGAAACGAGCUCAGGCCCAGCUGUUGGAUCCAGCCUGACGGCAACACUUGGCCUGGUUAUUCAUGCUGCAGCUGAUGGUGUGGCUCUUGGGACUGCAGCAGGAUCAUCGCAGAUCUCUCUCCAAGUCAUCGUGUUCUUUGCUGUCAUCCUUCAUAAGGCUCCUGCAUCAUUUGGCUUGGUCUCGUAUCUGAUGCAUGCUGGAUUAGAGAAGAGACAGAUUCAGAAACACCUCUUCAUCUUCUCCCUAGCAGCACCACUCCUCGCCGUCACCACUUACUUUAUAGUCAGCAAGAGCAGUGUGGGCCCACUGCACCAGACCAAGGCCUCUGGCAUCGGGCUGCUGUUCUCUGCUGGGACAUUCCUGUAUGUGGCAUCCGUGCACAUAUUGCCUGAAGUCAGCAGUCAAACUCAGCAAGUGGUCACCAGCAGCAGUGGUAAGAAAGGCCUGGGGAUUCUGGAGAGCCUGACUCUGAUUGUGGGCUGCACCAUUCCUGUUCUCCUGUCACUGGGACUUCACGAUGCCUGACUGGAGCUGGAUGAUAGCCUUCCCCCGCCAGCCCUCUAUUCCAGCUGUGGGACCUGUACCUUGACUGGAAGCACUGAGCACCCGUUCCCUUGUGACAGUGAUACAUGUUGACAUUGCAAUACGGUGGGGACAAUAUCGAAUUAAUACCUAGUGAAAUUAGUGAGGCCACGGAGCGUUUAUAGUUGGGUGAUGUGUAAUCUGGGAUAACAGAAAGGUUGGGGAUAGUCGGGGCAUUACUAGGACAAGUCAAAUAGCCAAUGUCCUCCUAUAUUUAAUCCAUUAGUGUCACUAUUACAGACAGACACACACUUAACUUGAGGCCUACUGUAUAAAUUGGGAGAUAAUACUUAGUUUUUAAAGUUUCCUUUUACUUACAGUCACAUUCUUACUAGUUCUGCCCAGAUAAAGAAAGGGCAGCUCAUUUAUUUGGGGUUUAGUUUGAUGUCACUCUGCCAGUCUAAUGCAUCCAUAAUGCACAAAGAGUUGUGAAAGGAAAGAAUACAAGUGAAUGUUUCAGGCAAAAUCCUUUGUCCCAACUUUGAUAAGGAGUUUCACUCUCUCUAUUAAAGGUAUUGAUAGCCCUGCUGUGAAUUUCUGGGUCCCUCGUGGUUGGACGGAGGCUAACUAAUGUCCACUGGACAUGAACCCAGUGUUGACCUCCAUACAGCCCUGUCACAACUCCAGACCUUCUCCUGAGUGGGUUUACAACGCCAGCCAUCACUGGCCACAGAAGUGUUGGGAACACCCGAGUGAAAAGCUGGUGACUUCACUAACAAAGGGGAGAAAUCAGCUGAAGCAGGGAGAUGCUGAAAGAUGGAUGAGAAAUACACAAAGCCAGAGUGAAAACAAAGUACUUUUAUGAUUGUGAAGCACACUAAUGGGGUGAAUUACUAGUGUAAAACUUGCUUAGAGAUUAAAUUACUAAUGCACUACAUACUAAGGGAUUGACUCAUAUAAACAAUAGAAAGGGGAUGAAUCGUAUUAUUUUCAACAGACACAGGACUCAAUUACUGGUGUAAAAUGUCCAGGGACUGAAUUAUUCAUGAAAAGCGUUUGGAAGGUGAAAAUCUUAUAAGAGGGCUGCUUAACGGGCAAGUUCCUUCAUAGCUGUACCCACUCAACUGCUGUAACCACAAAUGUAAGCAUUUCCCCUGAACUUGCUCUGUAAUUAUAGAAUGCAGAGGAGGUGGCCAUUCUGCCCAUCUUGCCAGUAACAGUCAAGAACGUGCCAAUCAGCUUAAUGCCAUUUUCAAGCUCCUGGCCCAAGUGCCUCUGUUGCCUGCAACACUUUCCGCAAAUAUCCAAGCACUUUAUGCUCUGAAUGUUGAAAACAGAAAGUCUCCAAUCUCCUCCACUUUGUGGAAGAAAAAUAUUCUCCUCGACUCUGCUCUAAUCCUUUGACAAUUGCUUUAAAUUUCUGACCCUGACAUUGUCCUCUCCACUGUGUGAAAUAGGAUCACCUGAUUCACUCUAUCCAGGCUCAUCACACACCUCAUUAAAUCACCCAUCAAUUUCUUCUGUUCCAAAGGAAACAGUCCUAACUGAUCAUUUCUCAUAGCUAAAAUUCCUCAGCGCUGGAAAAGUUCUCAGAAGUCUUUGCUGCGCCCUCUCUACUCAUCUUUUCACAUUCAUUGAGCAGAAUAAUCCUGUACUCUUGAACUGCCUUUGACCAAGUGUUUUAUACAAUUCCAGCAUAACCUCCCAACUCUUAUAGUCUAUGCCCCCAUUAAUAAAGGGAAGUAUCCUACAGAAUGUUGACUAUUUUAUCUACCGGUCCUGUGAAUGUCAGGGAUCUGUCAAUAACCUUCUGUUCCCAUUGGCAGUCAGAAUCAGAACAGCCUUUUUUUAUCAUGUGCACUCGAAUGACUGCAGUGAACAGUUUGUAACUCUGCCCCUUGGUGUCAUCGUCGGUACAGAGUAGCUAGGUACAGAUACUGUAAGCGUUAAGAACAUAGAACAUGGAACAGUACAGGCCCUUCAGCCCACCAUGUUGUGCGGACCUACUAUCCAACUCUAAGAUCAAACUACACUGCAUAACCCUAUAUUGUACUAUCCUCCAUUUGCCUAUCCAAGAGUUAAAGGUUUGCUACAGAGUUUAAAAAAAAUUAAGCUAGCAUGGGAGCGGAGGUUAAAAGUCUAGAAUUGGUCUUGGACUCGUUCAGUCCAUGGGUUUUUACUUUUCUGACCAAUCUGUCUCUCAGGACCUUGGAAAAAACACCUUGUCUAAAAUCCUGAUAAACUACAUCAACUAUGUCACCCUCAUUGAUCCUCCUCAAAAAUUCACAUAUGAGCUUCCCGAGCAGAUCUUCACAGUCUUUGACUAAAUAUUUCUUAAUUACAGUUAUUAGACCAUAAGAACUAAAUGAGCAGGCCAUUCAGCCCCUCAGGAUUGCUGCACUAUUCAUAGCUGAUCCAUCACUCCUGGAGUCCUCUUUCCUGCCCUUUCCCCAUAACCCUUGAGUCCCCUGAUAAAGAUCACUCUAUUUCAGACUCAAGCAUACACAAAGAUUCCAUCCCCACAACUCUCUGUGGCAAGGUGUUCCAAAGACACUCAACCCUCAGAAGACAUUUCAGUCUCAAAUUAAUUCUCCUGUAUUCUGAAAUUAUGCCACCUGAUCCCAGAUUCUCCCAUGAGGGGAAACAUCCUCUCUGUAUUUACCUUGUUUGCUGUACUUCAGUUUUUCCAAUAUUUACCCAUUCUUAAGGUUCAGCUGAUUUUCUCGAAGUGAAAGAAGCAGAGAAUGACAAUGGUACAAUAUCCACAGUCCCAUUUUAGUCAAAGAAGGUUGCAAAAUGUUUGUCAGAACCUUAUUUCCUGUCUUGUGUCUCUUAACAGCUGGGAUUACAUUUCAUCCAGGCCAACUGCUUUAUCUAUUUUCAAAGAUGCUAAAUAUCCAUUGUGUCCCCUCUCGUCACGUUUAUACCAUCCAACAUUUCACAUUCCACUUACAGCUGUUGUGAUGUGAUAUACAUGUACCCUUAAGGAGCAUAUCCUCUGUCCAUCCCUCCCCACCAUUAGACUAAAUAUGAUAUAAUCUUAUGACUCUGUAAGGCAGAACACAGCAGCAGUAAUACAGAUCAGACAAGUCUACAUCGCCUCCAAAUGAACAUGAUCUGUGUAUGGUCUUAUCUUCAAACAAAGAACCCAUAUUAUUGCUUUAGCAAUCCAUGUUGGAUUAAUAUGCUUGUGAUAAACAAUCACAGUACAUUGGGAUGAGCUCUGAGGAAAUUCAAGCCCAGUAUUAACUUUACAAUUUUACUUGAGGUGUAAUCAUGGUCGUGUGAAAUUUCUAUUUGACCCAAACUGUGAGAAGCUCUUCCUUAUUACAGUCCGGUAUGAUUAAUGAUUCAGAUAUGCAAGCUGUCUAGCAUAAAGUACUGGUGGAAACACACCAGUAAUUGUUUCUAGAAGUGAUAAAAUCUGAAGAACAUUUGAAACAAAUUUUGAGUUGGAUUGGCUUAAGUGUAACUUAUUCCCCUCAUAUACUGAGAUUAAAUACUUAAGAACCUGAAACAAAAUGAAUACGAUAUUUUUGCCACAUAUCAAGUUGUGAGAUGAAAUAAACAGCCUGUAAAGGUAGUGGAAGCCUAUUGGAAUAAAAGUUAGAGGAAUUUUUGAUAAAUAUUUGAAGAGAGUACAUUUACACUAGCUUAUAUUCUGAUCGCUGAAUGUUAUGAAUUUUCUUGCAUUUAGGCCUGCACUUUUUAAAUACAUUCACUUUAAGAACAGACACUUGGGGUAGGCUAGUGAAACACGGGUAUGGUGUCUAAGUGUUACACAGAUAUCACAGUUCAAUAUGCAAGUUCUAAAACAUUAGCAGUUACAGUGUCCAUUUCCCCACUUUACUUUUCUUUGGAUAGCGUGACAUGACAUUUUAUUCCUUGACUGGGUGUUCAUGUCACAUCUCGACUGAACGCUGGCAACCCUGUCAGUGCAGAGAGACGGGUGGAAUGAGGAAUGUUACUUGAAUUGUUGAGAGCACAUUUCCAUUGCUCCAUGUUACAACAUAAUGUUAUACAGGAGAGCAACCGCAAUUGUUGGUGACGUGGUGAGAGUGGAUUGUAAACAGCAUUGAAUAAUCAGAAGACAUUCCCACUGGGAAAUAAAGUUCAGAUGAAAUGCUUGUUUUCAAUAUUCUAAAGAGAAUAGAUUGUGCUGACCAUGUUAAGCUAUUUCUCCUAACCAAGCUUUUAGGUAUUUCAAUAUUCAUAAAUUAAUGAAAUGUUGUUUGAUCAAAUGUACAAGAAAGAAUCAGUCCUCUAUGAUCUCUUGUCUCUGCACUUUGAGAGAUUUGAUUGUAUUUUUAUGAGAAUCUUGUUUAACCUGACAGCCCAGACUACGUUAAUAUUUUAUUCUCAUGAGUAAGUGGUGCAGUUGUAUAUAUGCUUACUUAGUAACAGUUAGCAAUAAGCAGCUGCGAAAAUAAAAGCAAAUAGCAAACCUGAA